Molecule: messenger RNA, 2351 nt
Organism: Caenorhabditis sp. 36 PRJEB53466
Lineage: Eukaryota; Metazoa; Nematoda; Chromadorea; Rhabditida; Rhabditidae
Source: the annotation of a GenBank genome assembly
AUGUUGGACGUGGAAAACUUGAGUCUGUCGCUGCUGAUCGGAGGCCUUGUCGGCUUCGUUACAGUGAUGGGAGCCGCUAUAAUCUACGUGGCGAAGAAAGAAAGGCAAGGAGAAGAGGAGGAAGCGUAAGUUUCUCAGCGGAAAAUCAUUACAGUAUAGAAUAAAUUGUAGCGAUGUUGUGAUGGACGAAGUGACCGAAACUGUGGUCAGUGAUGAACCGGCGAAGAAAAACAAACAUCAGAGGAAGAAUGACCAGUGGAAGGUAUCCGCAAUUUAAAGGAGGCAUUCAGGAAGAAAAUCGAAAAAUAAUUUGACACUGCAGAAAUGUACCUUGACGUUGUUCCGUAUCAACCCCAAAAGCACAGAUUUUUACGAUGUCUCCCAGAUUUUUCUCGGUUUUUAGAGCAGCAAAUUGCUGUUCAUCUAUUUUUUCAAUUUUCCGAAACAAAUCACGUUUCUUCAGAUUCAACCGCUCAAAAAUGUUUUCCCGCUGGGCACAUUACUUAUUCUAAGGGUCCUUUCCACCGUCACAGAAAAUGACCCAACUCGUCAAAAAACAGAUUACUGUAGAUUACUGUAGAAAGCAGAAAAAAUAUUGGGGCGAGUUGGGUCAUUUACAGUGACCGAUGGAAAGAACCCUUAGAAUAAGCAAUGUGCGCAAGAGGAACAUUUUUGACCGUGUGAAACUGGAGAAAACAUGAUUUGUUUCGGAAAAGUGAAAAAAAUCGAUGAACAACAAUUUGCUGCUGAAAAAAUCAGGGAGACAUCGCAAAAAUCAGUGCUUUUGAAGUUGAUACAGAACAACGUGACGUGAACGUGCAUUUCUGCAGUGUCAAAUUAUUUUUAAAUUUUUCUCCGGAUGCCUCCUUCAAAGAAAACGCUGAACAACGGAUUUUUCAGUCAAAGGAGCCGUCAUUCUCUCAUCCAUGGAGCGUCACUGUUUUGAAGGGACACACGAAAGAAGUGACGGACAUUGCGUUUGCUUCCGACGGAAAGAAGUUUGUCUCAAUUUCCACUGAUCGGACCGUUAUUCUCUGGGACGUGCGAGAUUUUGAGAGCAAAGAGCACAAGUCGAUCCGUCAGACUGUCGAGUACGACACUCCGACGCGCGUCGUCUUCGCUCCCGACUGUAAGAGUGUGGUGUUCAGUGUGAAACGAGAUAACAAGGUUUGAAAACAGCCCCGCCGAUCACCAACUCAAUUUUUCAGUUGUGCGUUUACAAACUCGUGAAGAAAGCAGAAGGUUCUGGAUCGCAUCAUUUUGUGCACAUCGAUAAUUUGGAGUUUGAAACAGUACAUCAAGUAGAUAUUCAACACAUUGGAAUUGCGGGAAAUGGUAUUUAGGAGAGCCGUUGAAGACGUGGAAAUGUGAAUACUUGCAGCCAAGUACCUGAUGAGUUCGGGUCUCGACAACAAGAUAUGCUUGUACGAUCUUCGUGGACAGCUUCUCAAAUCGAUCGACGCCAAAGUAAGCAGUCUCUACGACUGCCGUCUCUCUCCUGACGGCCGAUUCGUGAUUGUCUCUGGAUUCACUCCUGACGUUUUCGUCUUUGAGCCGACCUUCUCUAGAGACGGAUCUUUCCAAAAUGCGAAGAAAGUGUAUAGCCUAAGUGUAAGAUCUCACUUCGACCCAACAACUCCACGAAAUUGUAACUUCAGGGUCAUCAAUCAGGCGUUCUCGCCGCUGCUUUCAACGCGACUUCUACUCGUGCCGUAACUGUGUCGCGGGACGGACGCUGGCGUGUUUUCGAUACAGAUAUACGCUAUGAGGCUGGACAAGACGCGAAGAUUCUGAGAGAGUGAGUUGGCAGAAAACAAGUGGACGAGCGGAAUGCAUUGCUAGGCAACCGAAACGGGUAGACGAAAGACGAGCAGCGAGUUGGCACGGCAAUUCGGAUUUGUUAUCGCAAAAUACAUAAUUCGCCAUUCAGGGGGAGCUGGGAGCCUCUGCGUGGAGCCACAAGUGAGAAUGUUCGAUUGGAAGUGAGCCCAAGCGGGGAUUCUUUCGCUGUCUCGUACAAAACCGAUCUGAAAGUGUUCAGCUCCGAAGAUGAAACUAAAGAUUACCAAGAAUGUGAGAGGAAAACGGGAAAAGAUGAAAGAAAUGAGAAAUUUUCAGUGAAGAAUAUCUGUUCAAUUACCAUCAGCUCAAUAGUCUACUCUUCCGAUGGAAAGUACAUCGCAACUUGCGGAGACAAAUACAUUCGUGUCAUCCGAAACGUUCCCGAAUUGCACAGUCGUGUCGUGAGACUGACUCGUGAACUGCCGGAAAUCACGCAAGAAGGAGCCCGCCGCAGAACCAAGGAGUUGAUCCUAGAGGCCAAGGAGAUGCUCCAAAACUACGAAGACUAA